CUAGUGGGAUUCUGGCUAUUGACAAGGCUAGGGAGCCCAUCACCUUAGUACUGGCAGAAGAUGGCACCAUUGUGGAUGAUGAAGAUUACUUUUUGUGUCUGCCGUCUAACACCAAGUUUGUGGCACUGGCCAAGAAUGAGAAAUGGUCCAGCAAAAGCUUAGACAGUGGAACGGCCUGGCUCUCGGAGUCUGUGGAUGAAGUGGACAGUGCUGCAGAGAAGUGGAAGCAGCUGGCCAGGCAGCUGAAGGAUGACCUGUCUAAUAUCAUCUUGAUGUCUGAAGAAGACCUCCAGGUGCUUAUUGAUGUACCACGUGCAGACCUGGCAGAAGAACUUGCCCAAAGUCAAACCAAAAUCCAAGUAUUACAGGACACCCUGCAGCAGGUGCUGGACAGACGAGAAGAAGAACGCCAGUCAAGACAGCUCCUGGAACUCUACCUAGAGGCCUUGAAAAAUGAAGACAGUAUCUUAAGCAAAGUAGCAGAAUCUGAGACUGUACCAGGAAAGGAGAUGGAUGUGGUUGACACAGGUACCAGCAGUACAGGCACUUCAGCCAAAACGGCGCUCAGUGACCAGAUCCUCGCUGCUCUGAAAGAAAAGCCUGCUCCAGAGCUCUGCUUGGACAGCCAGGAUCUAGAGCUGGUCUUGAAAGAAGACACGCAAGCCCUGGCCUCGGCUCUAAGAUGGGACAAGCAGAAGGCUGAAGCUCUGCAGCAAGCCUGUGAUCAGGAGCUCUCCAAGCGUCUACAACAAGUGCAGACUUUGCAUUCCCUAAGGAGCACGUCAAAGGGCAAGAAAACAUUACCCUGGGGAGACUGGCAUAGUUCAAAACGCAAAAAAUAA
Molecule: messenger RNA, 842 nt
Organism: Pelecanus crispus (Dalmatian pelican)
Lineage: Eukaryota; Metazoa; Chordata; Aves; Pelecaniformes; Pelecanidae
Source: RefSeq, a predicted model, not a curated record